Morchella importuna is the source of this 1158-nucleotide messenger RNA. RefSeq lists its product as uncharacterized. Gene Ontology annotation, molecular function: phosphatidate phosphatase activity. The record is from RefSeq and is a predicted model, not a curated record. Gene Ontology annotation, biological process: phospholipid metabolic process. The transcript has a single exon. NCBI's taxonomy places the organism in Eukaryota, Fungi, Ascomycota, Pezizomycetes, Pezizales, Morchellaceae. Bases 1 to 1158 code for a protein of 385 amino acids.
AUGGGGCUAUUCUCACGCAACACUGAGCCCGCAGCGCCGGCUGGAGAUGGCACCUCCGGUAGGCACCACCACCACCGCCGCUCCAGCGCCUCCAAUGGCCCCGAGAAGCACAGACGGGUUUUCGGGAGACACAUGAAUGAACGGCCCACAUUUGGCGAAUGGCUCCGCACUAUCUGGAUCGACAUUAUAACCAUGGCGUGCUUGGGAGCCGUCGGUCUUGGUGUUUACAUGGCGCCUCCAGCGCCCUCACGGUCCUUCCCCGUCUAUUUCCAGGAUGGUGAAAUCGUAUACCCCCAGUUUGCGUACCCCCUUCGCAAAAACAUUAUCCCCAUCUGGCUCGCUGCGUUCCUCGCCUUCUUUAUACCUUUGAUAUUCUUCGUCCUAUUCCAGAUUCGCGUUCGCAGCUUCUGGGACCUCAACGCCGCAGUCGUUGGGCUCCUCUAUUCCCUCAUCAACGCCGCCGUCUUCCAGGUCUUUCUCAAAUGGCUCAUUGGUGGUCUUCGCCCACACUUCCUCGCGGUUUGUAAACCAAACCUCCCAGAUGUCGGGAUGAAUACCGGCAAUGGUCUCCGCCAGAUUAUGUACGACCGUAGUAUUUGUACCGGUGACGAAAAAGAAAUCAACGACUCGCUAGAGUCGUUCCCAUCGGGGCACAGCACCGCCGCAUUCGCUGGGUUCAUCUUCCUGUAUUUGUACUUCAACGCAAAGAUGAAGGUCUUCUCCAACUACCAUGGCGCCAUGUGGAAGCAGACACUGCUAUAUGCACCUGUUCUUGGCGCCGUCCUUAUUGCAGGAUCGUUGACGAUCGAUGAGUAUCAUCACUACUAUGAUGUUAUUGCAGGUGCAAUUAUCGGUACUAUGUUCGCAUUCUCAUCGUUCAGGAUGGUAUACGCAUCAGUAUGGGACUUCAGGUUCAACCACAUCCCGCUUCCUCGUGGCAGCGGAACAAUGGGAUUCUCAUACACCGAUUCGGAUGAGAUGAGGAGUUUCCAUGAUGCGAUGGCAACUAGGAAAGCAGGAUGGGGAACAUUGGGCGGUGGUUUGACGGGUGCUCCGUUUGAUGCAACGUCGGCGGCUGUAGAUAUGGGAGAUCUUGUUGGAGGGUCUGGGAGGGGUGCUAGAAUGAGCGGAAGGAGGAGAGGAGAUGAUGUGGUUUAA